Prunus avium (sweet cherry) is the source of this 1335-nucleotide messenger RNA. The record is from RefSeq and is a predicted model, not a curated record. NCBI's taxonomy places the organism in Eukaryota, Viridiplantae, Streptophyta, Magnoliopsida, Rosales, Rosaceae.
CCCCAACUUUUCUUUUUCUCCUCAUAACCACUUCCCAGAAUUCAGAAAAAACCCAUUUCAGUUCAUCAAGAUCUCUGCUUUUUUUCUUCUCCAAUGUCGACUUCUUCUUCUCACCAAGAAAACCCAGAACCCAAGAAAGUCCAAUUCCCAUUGGACUCAACUGCGUACCAAAUCCUCGAUGAAAUUGGCUUCGGCGUAAGCGCUGUUGUUUACAAAGCCAUCUGUUUGCCGAUGAACAACACAAUCGUGGCAAUCAAGUCCAUCGAUCUCGAUCAAUCCGGGGCUGAUUUCGACAACAUUCUAAAUGAAACCAGGACACUCUCUCUUCUUUCACACCCCAAUAUCCUGAGCGCCCAUUGUUCUUUCACUGUGGACCGUCAUCUUUGGGUCGUCAUGCCGUUCAUGUCCGCCGGGUCUCUCCAAUCCAUAAUCUCCUCUGCUUUCCCCGACGGCCUACUUGAGCCCUGCAUUGCCUUCGUCCUCAGGGAGACACUGAACGCCAUGUCGUAUCUUCAUGACCAGGGGCACCUCCACAGAGACAUCAAGGCUGGUAAUAUCUUGAUUGACUUCAAUGGGUCGGUUAAAGUUGCAGACUUUGGGGUUUCUGCUUCUGUUUAUGAGGCCAAUUUGAGUGGAGAGUCUUCGAUUCGGUUAAACGACGUUGCUGGGACGCCGUAUUGGAUGGCGCCUGAGGUGAUACACUCGAACAACGGGUACGGAUGCAAGGCGGAUGUGUGGUCUUUUGGUAUCACAGCUCUGGAAUUGGCUCAUGGGGGGCCUCCCCUGUCUAACUUGCCUCCUUCAAAGUCUCUGCUUUUGAAGAUCACGAAGAGGUUCCGGUUUUCGGAUUAUGAAAAUCAUCACAACAAGAAUUACAAGAGCAAGAAGUUCUCUAAGGCCUUUAAGGACUUGGUGGGUUGUUGUCUUGAUCAGGACCCGAACAAGAGGCCCACUGCGGAGAGGUUGCUGAGGCACUCGUUUUUCAAGAAUUGCAGGGGCUUGGAUUUUCUGGUGAAGAAUGUGCUUCUGGGUUUGCCUAGCGUUGAGGAAAGGUUCAAGAAAACCAGGGCUUUGGGUGAGCUGAUGAAGGAGAAGGGUAUUAAUUCUGAGGAUGAUGAGGAUGAAGAGGAAGAUGAUGAAGGUAGCUCAGCGAGGCAGAGGGCUAAGCACAGAAGGAUUAGUGGGUGGAAUUUCAAUGAGGAUGAGUUUGCUCUCGACCCUGUGUUCCGAGUUGAGCCUCAAGGCGAUUCUGCUGUGAAAAUGGUUCCGUUUGGUGGAGAAACCAUCAUCCAGGACAGGGGAGGGAUAGUUGGGGUUGAGGGGUUGUUGUUUUAA